Molecule: messenger RNA, 1744 nt
Organism: Bactrocera dorsalis (oriental fruit fly)
Lineage: Eukaryota; Metazoa; Arthropoda; Insecta; Diptera; Tephritidae
Product: PAT complex subunit CCDC47
Exons: 5
Coding region: 125-1573 (482 amino acids)
Biological process (GO): endoplasmic reticulum calcium ion homeostasis
Cellular component (GO): endoplasmic reticulum
Molecular function (GO): calcium ion binding
Source: RefSeq, a predicted model, not a curated record
UUCAUUUUCUUUACUUCUAUAACCCAUUUAACUUGCAUUUAACCUCAAUAUUUUUAUUAAUACCAAUGGUUAUGUUGCUUAAUAAUUAGUAAAAUUUAUUUAUUAGUGUAGUGAAAGAAGAGAUAUGCAGGUAAGACAGGUGGUGACACUUUUGGCACUAGGGUGCCUGGUGCUAACUGGUAUGACCUCGGUAUUUGCUCAUGCCGACGAUAGUGACUUUGCUGAUUUCGAUGACUUCGAUACGGACGAUGAGUUUGUGGAGACUGUGUCUACAUCAGCACCAUCAACUGGAGAUGAGAAAUCUGCACAACAAGCACAAAUACCCGAAAAACCGAAAAUUGUAGAGACAGUAUCUGGCAAGUCAGAUGACUUUAAAACAGACGACGAUGACGGAAUUGUUGAAGACGAUGACAACGAAUUUGAACAUUUCCAAGACGAAGAAGAGUUUGAAGGUUUUGAUGCAGGUGAAAGCAAAGACAUACCUGUAGAUCCAAAAACCGCUGAACCGAAACUGACUGUAGCUAAGAUUCCAAUGCACUUCCGCACUCACUGGGACUCAUAUUGGAUGGAAAUGCUUAUGUUGGCCGGUUUGUUAGCCUAUUUCGCUAAUUUCUUUGCGGGUAAAACGAAGAAUGCGAGAUUAGCACAAUUAUGGUAUAGUACACAUAAGGGCCUAUUGGAUGACAAUUUUGUGUUAGUCGGUGAUGAUGGAAAGCAAGAAAACGAAAAUCCUGGGCUGAUGAAAGAAAGUGAAAGUUUAUACACAUUGUGGUGCUCAGGUCGCACUUGCUGCGAAGGCAUGUUGGUUGAGCUUAAGAUGAUUAAGCGUCAAGAUUUGGUUGCAUUAAUAUCCGGUUUGAUACGCCCUCAACAGGAUCAAGUACACAUAAAAGUGGAAAUGACGCGAGGCGUAAUGGAUUCAUUUGUAUUUUGCGUGGGUCUAAGGAAAACUAUAACCAAAGUUUUCAAAGAGUACGCUGAUUUGAACAAAUAUUGCAGUCUAGUCAGUAAGCCAGAGGAUCGCUACAAAGUACCUGCAGGAUUUAGUGCGCUCUCCGAAAUACCUGAAGCCACGUCAGCAAUAUUGGAGGCCCGCGUCAUAACUGCACUCAACAAAUAUCAGCGCUACAUCGACUAUAUCCAUAUUUCCGAUCAAUUUAGUGGUCCCAUUCAACAAGAAGAUGCCAAUAAUUUGAAACAACCAGAAACGAAGUGUAUGCUUAUGGCAGGAUUUAACAUGCCCAAAGGUGUGGAUAUGGAGUCGAUCAAACCGUUGCUCAUACUUAUUUUCUAUUUAAUGGAACGUUUAAAAGUUUACCGCAUGUCUAAAGAGGGCAAAAACAAAGCGGAAAAGAAUCGUUUGCGUGUGGAGGAAGAAUUCUUGAAGAGUACACACGCAGCACGCGCAGAGGCUGCUGCUCAGCGUCGUGAAGACAAGCGCAAACAAGAGAAAGAACGCGUGCUUGCCGAGGACGACCCCGAGAAGCAGCGCCGCUGGGAAAUCAAGGAGCAGAAGCGUCAAGCAAAGAAAAAGGCUCCCAAAAUGAAGCGUUUGGCAGUAAAAUCUUUAUAAGAUUAAUAUGCUACGAAUAGUCCAAUGAUGUUGGCCGCUUCAUCUAACAGUAUUUGUUGUUAAUUUGAUUACGGCUUUCGUUGUAUCCUGGAGAUGUUCUCCUAAAAUCUAUAAGAUAUAGCAAUAAACAUGUAAUUGAGCAUGUCUAUAAAGCCAUAGCUAUACCAACAA